GCGGAUGAUUUAGGAUACGUUAAUUCUGUUGAUGAGACGUAUAGACUUAUUGCGGAGUUUGAAACAAGAUUGACGACGAAGUUUUCUUGCUUUAAAUCUGACAAAGGUUUCAGAAACACUGGUAUGUAUAUAUAUAUAUAUAUAUAUAUAUAUAUAUAUAUAUAUAUACAGCUCUUUGGCAAUACAAAGCUUUGCUUUCAUUUCCAAAUUGAGCACUCUAUCAAGAAGGAGAAGUCAUGUCUCGCUAUUGAGCAUUCUCACUAGUUUAUCUGGUUCGAGUCCUCUGGCAUGGCUUAGAUUAUACCACAAUUGUGGAAUCAUUCGGGUUAAAUUAAUGCUUACACCUCCUUCCUCGGAUAGAAGUCACAAUAUACUCUGGGAAGGUGCACGAGAUAUUUAAGGAGCAAAAAUUCGUUUUUUACUGGUGUGCCUUUCCUAAUUUUGGGAAAGAAAGUUUUCAAUUGCCAGCACGGCGUAGAUAGAACAGCUGGAGAGAAAAGGAAACGAAAAGAUGCAAAAGAAGUACUGUACAUAAUAUUUUCUUUUAUCCGCGACCUUUGUGUUACUACUGUCACCUAUAGCUUGCUAAUCCGAAAUGUCAAAUGCACACAUGAAUGGGUUAUACGACAUUGAUCUCAGAAUACUUUUAGGACAAACGUGAUAACAAUUCAUCUCGGCUAAAUAGUUUAGAAGUUAACAAUUAUAAGAACUUUUCACUAGUGUAUGGUGCUUACAAAAGAGAAAAUAUACGUAAUUCUGCGUUUUUUGCUUUCUAUCAAGCAAUCAUAUGUUGGCUCCUUAUCACGCUAUGACACUUCCGUUUUGUCACAUUCCAAAAAAUAAUUUGAGAAAUACAGUAUCACUCAUCUUAGGUUGUUAUAUUUACCUAUUACAGAAGGCUGGAAACAAAGAUUUUUUUUUCAAGAAAAGAAGAUUUCUUGUUCAAGACACAAGGAAGUUUGACUGCAAAGCACAGAUAAAAAUGCGAGAAAUUUUAUUUUUUUCAGAGAACAAGGUAGUUCUACUCAUGUAUAAAUAG
This is a messenger RNA of Pocillopora meandrina, 1039 nucleotides long. The record is from the annotation of a GenBank genome assembly. NCBI's taxonomy places the organism in Eukaryota, Metazoa, Cnidaria, Anthozoa, Scleractinia, Pocilloporidae.